Messenger RNA from Coccidioides immitis RS, 1287 nucleotides. RefSeq lists its product as uncharacterized. The record is from RefSeq and is a predicted model, not a curated record. Bases 55 to 894 code for a protein of 279 amino acids. Gene Ontology annotation, cellular component: membrane; GARP complex; EARP complex. The transcript has a single exon. Gene Ontology annotation, biological process: Golgi vesicle transport; Golgi organization; retrograde transport, endosome to Golgi. Lineage: Eukaryota; Fungi; Ascomycota; Eurotiomycetes; Onygenales; Onygenaceae.
CAAGCGUGCUAUGGUUCCUAGCCUUAUCUUUACGUCUACUUCUUGCGAAACAAAAUGUCCACUAUGUCGUCUCCCAGGCCCUCUAUUACUUCCGCCCGCACGCCCACACCUACAGGCUCCCGAAGACCCUCUGUCGACAGCUUAGCCGUGAGCAUCGCAUCUACUCCCACCCACCGAGCCCCAUCUCCAUCCAUCACACAUCGCCGUAAUAGAGCCGCACUGCGAGAUUACUAUAACCUGAGAUCAAAUCGCACCGAGCCAUCGGUUUCAAUUCAGCCAAGUGCGCGCAGCGCCCCUCGUGCCCAAGAUAGCCUUGCGCCGCAACAGGCCACCCCAAUUACCAACACUGAGCUUGACAACCCAAGUUUUGACCCGUCAGCCUAUGUUUCACACCUUUUAUCCACAUCCUCUCUUUCAACAAUUUUACGCGCUGAAAAUUCACUUGUCAGCGAUAUUAGAACUCUUGACGGUGAACGCAAAGCUUUGGUAUAUGACAACUACUCAAAGUUAAUAAAAGCAGUGGAAACCAUUGGCAAGAUGAGAACCACUUUAGAAGAAGAAGGUGCCCCAAUGAUUAUGACGAAGACCCUUGGGCCAGCGAUAGGAUUUGUUGCUGAGACAGCUGGCACCCUGAUCAAGGAGCAGGAAGAGAUGAACAACAGAGGCAAUGACGAGAUUAGGCAAUUAAAAGACAGGAAAAGCCCAGAUAAACAAACUGUGAGAUGGGUAUUGGAUACACCAAGGCGUCUCCGAGUCUUAUUAGAAGAGGAUAAAACCGACGACGCAGAGAGAGACUGGGAGGAGAUAAAGCAGCUGCUAGCCAAGUGGGAACGGGUGAAAGGCGUUGAAGAGUUGAAGCGAGAAUGCGAAGCCAUUUUAAAACAGGAGAGGUAGAGAAACACGUCGUCUGCAAAGGACCUUAAAACGCCUGUGCCAUCGAGACCCUGCAUAUGUUCACGCCAUACACGCCUUGUCGAUGAUAUAAUUGGCGCAGGAUAUUCAGUCGAAUCUUGACUGCGCUGUUUAACUGGCCGAUACAGGAAUGAACUCAAUGAAAGAGGCAAGGUUUCUAAAAAAUCUUAUAAAAUCAAUUGUCUACUCCUGUCGCAAAUAUAUGAAUAAUUUGGCGGCUAUGAAACUCCUUGGAGAAAGACGAGAAAGAAGAUUUCAAAUGGCUAGAGUACUAAAACUUGACUCAACUUCCUUAAAAGCGUACGAUAAACGUUAUCCCGGUGAUAUGUUUCUAUGCACGGGGCUACGUCGUCAAAAAGCUUGAGCAAAAGGAUG